Messenger RNA from Nerophis lumbriciformis (worm pipefish), 2136 nucleotides. The record is from RefSeq and is a predicted model, not a curated record. NCBI's taxonomy places the organism in Eukaryota, Metazoa, Chordata, Actinopteri, Syngnathiformes, Syngnathidae.
AUGUUCAAGACGUUGGUGAAGCAGCGACUCAAUUUGGCCGUCGAGGAGGUCAUUGAAAUAUUCGAGAGAACCAUAGCGGAGUACGAGGAGCAACUUUGUCGGAGCAAAGAAGAACACGAGAGACGGGAAGAUGGUUUCAGGACUUCUUAUAUUCCGAGUUCAGACUUGCAGCAGGUGUCUGUGGAGACUCGAGAAGUAGAAGAGGAUGUUCCUUUUAAGAAUCCAGUGGAGCCAACAAAGCCAAUUAAGGAGGAAGAGGACUUAUGGAGCAGUCAGUUUGGAGAACCCGACGUGACCGAAUUCACAUGGACCGGCGUCCAUGUCAAAAGUGAAGAUGAUGGUCAGUCGGCACAGCUUUAUCCAAGUCAAAUCAAGGACAAGUUAAAUCAAGAUUGCGACAACAUUGCUCAGUUGUCAGAUAUGGACGACGCAACGUCCCGCUCUUCCGACACCGACCGCAGUGACGGUGCCAAAGAACAUCACAAGACCAAAAAGAAGUCAAAACACCGCGUGACGCAACACUUUGACUGUCCGGAAUGCGGCAAAACCUUUACCAACAAAAACGUUUUGAAGAACCAUUUGGUGACACACUCCGGAGAGAAACCGUUUGUUUGCACGGUUUGCGAUAAAAGGUUCUCCUUGAAGCAUCACAUGAAGACGCACAUGCGAGUGCACGCAGAGAAACCGUUUUACACCUGCUACUUUUGCGAUAGAAGAUUCCCAGACGAGGCAGCUAAGAAUGAGCAUGAAAAAAUUCACGCAGAAAAACCCCGAGAUGAACAAGCCGACGACGACGCCCCUUUGUCGGAUUUGGAAUGUGUUAUGACGCAAUCUUCAGACACGGCUCACAGCGACGACGGCAAAGAACCUUCCAGAAAGAAAAUGAAAUUCAAAGUAGACGCUACUUAUGACAGUGAGAGCAAACUUUACAUUUGCUCCGGUUGCGACAAAACCUUCACUAACAAAAGCGUUUUGCGAAAUCACAUGGUGACGCACACCGGAGAGAAACCUUUCGCUUGCUCUGUUUGUGACAAAAGAUUCUCCUUCAAGCAGAACAUGAGAAGACACAUGGCCAUCCACACGGGAGAAAAACCUCACUCUUGUUCUUUUUGUGACAAAAGAUUCUAUGAUAAAUUUGAAAUGAAGCGACACAUGUUAACCCACACUGCCGACAAGCCUUUCUCGUGUUCGGUUUGUGCUAAAACUUUCUCCCGAAGCUCGCACUUACGGAUGCACUUGAAUAAGCACUCGGCUGAGAAACCUUCCACCUCCAGCAGCUCCGGUCAACUCAUACCAACGGAAGUGGACGGCGAUGAUGUCGGACCGAUCCUGAUGUCGGAAACAGAGUCUUCCGACGACGCCAAUGAACCUUCGGAAAGCAACAAAAACUUUGUAAACGAUGCAACGCAACCGGCCGACAACAAACAAUUCACCUGUUCCGUCUGCGCGAAAACCUUCGCGCAGAAAGGAAGUUUAAAAACUCACAUGUUGACGCACACCGGAGAGAAACCUUUUGCCUGCCCAGUUUGCGCUAAAUGUUUCUCCAUCAAGCAAAACAUGAAGCGCCACAUGGCCAUCCACACGGGUGAGAAACCGUACUCAUGUCCAGUUUGCGACAGACGAUUCUACGUGGAGUUUGAGAUGAAACGACACAAGAGAAUCCACACCUCUGAGAAGCCCUUCGCGUGUUCGCUUUGCGCUAAAAGUUUCUCUUGUAGCAACUAUCUGACGCUGCAUAUGAGCACGCACACAUCGGAGAAACCGUACGGGUGUCCGAUCUGCCCUAAAAAAUUCUCGCAUCGCUCUUAUCUACGACAGCACAUGCGAAUACACGCGGCAGAGAAGCAGUUCACGUGUUCCGUGUGCACCAAAGGUUUCUCCAGUCGCUCGUAUUUGAGGAUACACAUGAGAAUGCACACAGCGGAGAAGACGUUCACAUGCGCAGUUUGUACGAACUCUUUUACGAGCGUCGAAUGUCUCAUAGCGCACAUGAAUUCGCACGCCGAGGAGAAUCCUUUGGGUACUGGCGAACAUGUGACGGGAGCAGAACUAGCGCCGCUAUCUGAUAUGGAUGACGUGAUGUCAUGCUCUUCCGACACGGAUCGCAGUGAGCUAGCCAAAGAGCCUUUGGAGUAG